Microtus oregoni (creeping vole) is the source of this 3650-nucleotide messenger RNA. RefSeq names its product tripartite motif containing 35 (gene Trim35). Gene Ontology annotation, biological process: innate immune response; positive regulation of apoptotic process. NCBI's taxonomy places the organism in Eukaryota, Metazoa, Chordata, Mammalia, Rodentia, Cricetidae. The coding region runs from base 56 to 1561 and encodes 501 amino acids. The transcript is spliced from 6 exons. Gene Ontology annotation, molecular function: zinc ion binding; protein binding. The record is from RefSeq and is a predicted model, not a curated record.
CAAGCUGGUCCUGAAGUCGGCGCCGGUGGUGACCACGGCGGCUGCUGCUCCUGCGAUGGAGCCGGGCCCCUCUGUGUCCCCGGGACCUUCGCUCUCCUUCAAAGAGGAGCUUCUGUGUGCUGUAUGCUACGACCCGUUCCGCGACGCGGUGACACUGCGCUGCGGCCACAACUUUUGCCGCCGGUGUGUGAGCGGCUGCUGGGAGGUGCAGACGACGCCCUCGUGCCCGGUGUGCAAGGAACGUGCGGCUCCCGGGGAGCUGCGCACCAACCACACGCUCAACAACCUGGUGGAGACCCUGCUGCGGGAGGAGGCCGAGGGAGCGCGCUGGACAGGUCGCCGAUCCCCGCGCCCCUGCCGCACGCACCGCGCUCCUCUUACUCUCUUCUGUCUGGAGGACAAGGAGCUGCUGUGCUAUGCCUGCCAGGCUGAAGCCCGGCACCAGGAGCAUCGCGUGCAGCCCAUCAAGGACACUGCACAGGACUUCCGGGCCAAGUGUAAGAACAUGGAGCACGUGCUUCGGGAGAAAGCCAAGGCCUUUUGGUCCCUGAGGCGUACCUAUGAGGCCAUCGCCAAACACAAUGAGGUGCAGACAACUUGGCUGGAAAGCCGCAUCCGGGAUGAGUUUGACAAGCUCCGGGAUUUCCUGAGGGUGGAGGAACAGGCCACUUUGGAUGCCAUGAAAGAAGAGAGCAGAAAAAAGCACUUGCUGGCUGAGGAGAAGAUGAAACAGCUGGCAGAACAGACCGAGGCACUGGCUCGUGAGAUUGAGCGGCUGCAGAUGGAGAUGAAAGAGGAUGACAUGACCUUCCUCAUGAAACACAAGAGCCGAAAGCGCCGACUCUUUUGCACCGUGGAGCCAGCUCCUCUCCAGCCUGGCUUGCUGAUGGAUGCAUGCAAGUAUCUGGAGUCCCUGCAGUACCGUGUCUGGAAGAAGAUGCUUGGGUCUGUUGAAUCUGUGCCCUUCAGCUUGGAUCCCAAUACAGCUGCCGGCUGGCUCAAAGUGGCUGAUGACCUCACAAGUGUCAUCAACCAUGGCUACCGCGUGCAGGUGGAGAAUCCUGAGCGCUUCUCUUCGGCGCCCUGCUUGCUGGGCUCUCAAGUGUUCUCGAAGGGCUCCCACUCUUGGGAGGUGGAUGUGGGUGGCCUGCCGAGCUGGCGGGUGGGCGUGGUGAGGGUGCAGAUGCACGUGCAGGCGCAGGCACAGGCUGAUGUGAGUGGCGAAGGCCACACACACAGCUGCUACCACGACACCCGUUCCGGCUUCUGGUACCUCUGCCGCACGCAGGGUGUGGACGGAGACCACUGCAUGACUUCAGACACAGCCACAGCCCCUCUUGUCCAGGCCAUGCCACGCCGGCUGCGUGUGGAGCUGGAGUGUGAGGAGGGUGAGCUGUCCUUCUAUGACUCUGAGCGCCACUGCCACCUGUACACCUUCCAUGCCCACUUUGGGGAAGUGAGGCCCUACUUCUACCUGGGGUCCUCUCGGAGUGAUGGUCCCCCAGAGCCUCUGCGCAUCUGCCAUCUGCGUGUCUCCAUCAAGGAAGAGCUGGACAUCUGAGCUGCCGUGGUCUGCUGGACACUGGACUGGGGACCUCUUUUGUCCCAGUAUCUUCUGGUAGCCCGCUAUUGCCACUCGUGCAGCAUCCUGUAUUCUGUUUGUCCUUUCUGUAACUCCAUGUCCUUCUAUGCCUCUGUCUUUGUUUUCAGUCCCUGUCCUGCUCCAAAGUUAAGAGUCAUCCAGGAGAGCUUGGUGAGCCUAGGCACCACUUAGAGUCGUGGCACCUUUGGGAUGUAGGUUUUCUGACUCCUUUGCUGGUGAAAUGUUUUCUUGUAGAAUGGGCAUUUUAAAUAUAGGUGGCUGUUUUUAGAGACGAUUAGGCUGCCAGUCAGAGAUGCCUCUUGUUGAGUCAGUUGUCACAUUUCCCAGGAGGAAAGCCUCGUCAGGCCACAUACACACACGCACUCCCUAGGAUUGGUAGAGAGGAGUGGGCAAAGCCUUCACCCAGGCUGUCCUACCCCAGUAGGACAAGCUAGGCAUUGGCCAGCCUAACCGGACAGCGUGGCUUUUGGCAGUUGGUCUGAGGCCCAGGAGUCCCCGUUUGCCCAACACUGACUGGGAUGGUUAGGACAGGAAAGUCCUGGCCUGCUCUGUGGGAACUGUAGGGUGUGGGGUACUCUGGAGUGCAGCUCAGUUAACGGAGGUCACAGCAAAGGCAACUGUAAGGCUGUUGGCAGUGGCUAAGGAUUGGCCAGUUUCUAGUCAGUGGCCUAGAGGCCAAAGCACCAGAAUGCAGUGAGAAGGCAGUCGAUACUGGCUGGGUCAGGAGCCCGAGCUCUGCUCCUCAGUCUCAGGCGGAGCUUCUGGUUGGCAUGGAAUUGACCCUGAUUCAUGCUUUGAAAGUUUGUGGGAUCCGGAGAGUCCUGGCCCUAUCUGCCCUUCUCAUUGGCUUCAGUCCACUUGUUCUUGCUCUGCUCUCUGCCAGGUUUCACCCCAACUUCUCCUUUGUGUGUACCUCUACAUUUUCUUUCUCAGUUUUGACUAUAGAUGGAGUCUGAUUGCCAGCCGCCAAGUCCCAAGUGGUGUUGUAAAGAGACAUGUCUUCCCGGGUGUACUGUCACAGUCAGGGACACGUUACUGACCUAGGACCUGGCAUCCCAGUUUCAGCCUGCACCCCACAUUACAUAAGCCUGAUGCUUUAAACCAUGCCGCUCACCCACUAAUUGGCUAUAAAUAGGUCAUAUACGUUGCUUAUCUAACAAGUGGGGCCUCAGAAGAGACACACUGUAGUGCAGGCUAGGCUGGAUGCAGGAACAGCAUUAGCAAACCAUUACCUUGUGGCAGAUGCUUAGGCUCUUUGGGAUCCAAGUAGGUGUGAAAGGGUACGCCCUUGGUGCGGGGCAACUAGUUUAUGUGUGAGAAGCUUUUUCUGAAAUCACUGUUACGAUGAGCUUUUUAUUUUCACUUUAAUUUUUUUUAAAUAGGGAAAUUUCAGUGAUCUAGGCUCCUUUAGAAAUAUUUAACACACUACCCAUAACAGACUAUGUUUUCUUUCAGUGCUUUUGUAAACACAAAUUUCUAUUGAACCUAACUUGUACCUGACUUGAUGCUUUUCAUUGUAAGAUUUUAUGGUGUGCAGUGAGUGUCCCAUUUAGUUAGUUAGUUACUGCUUUUUUAGUUAUGAGUAUAGCUGCUAUGAAAUUUGUGUGCAACUUUUGUGUGGAUGUGUCUUUUUUUUUUUUUAAAUCCUCUGUCAUAUACCUCAGAGUCUGUUUUCCAGGUCAUAUGAUAAUUGUAUUAAACCCUUUGAGGACUCGCCAAACUGUUUUCUAAUAGAGCCAUACCGUUUUCUGCUCCCAGUGGCAGCAGGUGAGGGCUGGGUUGUUACACAUUCUUGCCAGCACUGUCUGCCCUCUAACUUAGCUGUCCUAGUGAGGAAGAAGAGUGUCUCAUUUGGCCUUCAGUUGCCAUCGCUGCUAACUAAAAUGGAGCAUCUUUCUCGUGUUCGCUGUGUGUCUACCUAAGAGGCGUAAGCCUUUGCCCAUUGGGUUGUCUGUCCUUCCUUUCAUUAUGAAGUUUUAUGAGUUUGUUAUGCAUUCUAGAUAAAAGUUUCUCUGUCAAAUAAAUUACUUAUAAAAUUUUCCUCCUA